Molecule: messenger RNA, 1240 nt
Organism: Geodia barretti
Lineage: Eukaryota; Metazoa; Porifera; Demospongiae; Tetractinellida; Geodiidae
Source: the annotation of a GenBank genome assembly
GGGAUCGGUCGAGGAACGCCCUUUUUCGUGGGUGACGCCCACUGAAAGUGCACCGUUAACUCUGGAUCGCCGCAUGCAAUGGGAAACAGGAUCUCUUUACUACUGACCGGUGACCCAAAUGACAUAUCACUAAAUCUCAGAGGUCUGUAUGGCUAUCAGAAUGUGGUGAUCCACACAGCCCAGGUCCUGGGCUCUGGAUCCUAUGGCAAUGUGGUGAAGGCAACACUGGAUAAAAAGCCAUGUGCUGCUAAAAUCCUCCAUCGAGUCUUCAUUGACUCCCAGGACCCUGGACUCUCUGACUUUGUAUCUCGAUUUGAGCAGGAGUGCCAGAUCCUGCGAGACCUGAAACACCCCAACAUUGUCCAGUUCCUGGGUGUGGUCCAAGACCCCACCACCAACAAGCCCAUUCUCCUCAUGGAGCUGAUGAAGGACAGUCUGACGCACUUUCUAGAGAGCUCGCCAACCAACAUACCCUACCAUGUCCAAGUGAACAUCUCCCACGACAUAGCUCUAGCAGUGGCUCACCUGCACAGGAAUGGCAUCCUCCAUCGAGACCUGUCCAGCAACAACAUCCUCCUGAACGCCAGCUACCAGGCCAAGGUGACCGACUUUGGCAUGUCCAAGAUCGCAGACUCCAAUCUCUCCAUGACCCGCAGUAAGGUGACCAAGUGUCCAGGAACACUGGUCUACAUGCCACCAGAGGCCCUUCGUCCCGAGCCUCGCUACUCUGACAAGAUCGACACAUUCUCCAUUGGAGUUCUCCUUCUCCAGAUUGUCACCAGAAAGUUCCCUGCUCCCACUGCUGAGUUUGUCACAAAGACAGAUCCCAAUUCUCCUACCAAGAAAAGCUAUGUUCCAAUCCCAGAGGUUGACCGCCGAAAGUCAGAUAUCGAUAAAGUGCCAAGCCUCCAGUGGUUUUCUGCCAGUCAUUAGAGACUGCCUCAAAGACAUCAGCAGUGACAGACCAACAGCUGCCCAGCUCUGCCAGAGACUGGGUCAACUGAAGAGUACUGCAGUCUACAGUGGGAGUCUUAGUGCACUACCUUUUGAAGGAAGAACAGAGCUCCACGAUGCUGCUGAGAGAGGCGAUGUGAAGGCAGUUGAGAGACUCCUCUCCACUUCUGUCAAUAUCAACUCCAGGACUGAGGAUGUGAGGCUCUCUACUAGUGAAUGUGUAGUCUCAUUUCUGACUCAGUUCAUUGACUGCUGCUCCACUGGUCUCUGUAUCCCCACCACUUGC